UUGGAUCUCGAGAAAGUCGAGGCGGCUGCAGCGAAAAUCACGGACGUGAAGCACCUAGCCUCCUACAACUGGAUCGAGGCCCCUACGCCCACCAUUGUCGUGCCGGGAUGCCCACCUCGAUGGUCCCCUUCCGACAUUCCUCGACAGCUCCAGCAAGAUUGUGGGUUGUUUUACAUUGCUGAAAACUCUGCUCGCCAGCCUGCUAGCCCGCUGGAAUCUCUGUUCCAGGCACUAUGCCUCACCGAUCCCUCAUUCGAUAUCCGCACUGUGAAUAUUGUCACCGACAGACACAUUCUGCGCCAGCUUCUUGCCUUUCACAUCCCCAACAGCAUUGGACACCACAUAAUUGUGUCAUACUCCUUCAGCGGUCUCAAGUUCCUUGUGCAGCAUGAAACGGAUGGAUACGUUGAUACAGCACUUGGUUCGUCUCAGAAGAAGCCCAGCAAGGCCAGACUGGUGGUUAUGAGGGGGUACUGGAAAAGGUUGCUGCCAGAGGAUCUCUACCCCAAGUGGAGUGAAGGUGGCAAUGUGGAGGAAAACAAGCCAUGA
This is a messenger RNA of Penicillium alfredii, 549 nucleotides long. RefSeq lists its product as uncharacterized. The record is from RefSeq and is a predicted model, not a curated record. The transcript is spliced from 2 exons. NCBI's taxonomy places the organism in Eukaryota, Fungi, Ascomycota, Eurotiomycetes, Eurotiales, Aspergillaceae.